Messenger RNA from Penicillium cataractarum, 1194 nucleotides. RefSeq lists its product as uncharacterized. The transcript has a single exon. Lineage: Eukaryota; Fungi; Ascomycota; Eurotiomycetes; Eurotiales; Aspergillaceae. The record is from RefSeq and is a predicted model, not a curated record. The coding region runs from base 1 to 1194 and encodes 397 amino acids.
AUGUACCUUUGGACAAAAGAUGGCCAGGGUGCGGCUCCCCUUUUAAAAGACCCUGAAAACUCACCUCAGUACGAGGAGUUUCCGUCAGGAUCUGAAAUUGGUGCUGAGAAUAAUAUUCACCCUGGAAAAGUGGAUGGCAAACUCUACCAGCGGAAGAAAAAUUCGUGGAAUUGCAUGCGGCUAGCUAUUGCGUCGCUUUUUACCCUGUGCUUCCUGAGUCUAGCAUACAACGGCCUUGCAAGUGUACUUGGCUUGGUCAGUCUUCUCGUUAUCCUCUUGAGUGGCAACAUGCAAGUACUAAUGGAUUACCAGUCACAAGAUAAAUUUAAGCUGUGCCCAAAUGGAACCCAGGGACAUACUUGCUUUCCAAGGAAGAUCGUAAUUGAGAAGCGAUCGGAGUCCAUCGUGGGAAGAUACCCUAUAUUUGACCUUCUAUCUCUGUCCACUACAUCCGGUAGUAUUGGGGUCACAGUCAUUCCGCAGAGAGCAGAUACUCAGAGCCCAGAUGAGCCUGCUCGCCUCCGGAUUCGUACAGGAUCAGGAAGUAUUGCUGUCUCGUUCACUUUCCCGGGCGCCACGUUUUCGCCAGAAAUCAAAUCCAACCAAAAGCCUGGUCUGGAAAAAAAACGUUGGAAUGAACUUUGGCCACUCCAAUUUCGUCCUUACGAGCUUGACGUUGAGACCACGAGCGGAUCUAUCACAGGACAAUUUUUCUUCUCAACUUCGGCACGCCUUUCAUCUGAGAGUGGCAGUAUCAAUGCCAGGUUGUUGCCAAUCGUUAGGCUCAUCAGGAAUGUCGAUUGCAAAGAAGCAGAAAAUUUCGUUGCAAAUACUGCUUUGAUAACGACCUGGACAUAUUCUGGGAGUCAAAAUGUUCAUCUGAUGAGCCCUUGUUUUGUCCCUUUCUCAGGCGAAACGUUCAAGGCCAAUUCUUCGGUUAUGGGGAAGCCUGCUCUGUCGCACCACAAUACCCAGAGAGGAACUUUAAACAUAAACUACCCUAGUGCAUGGACAGGCAAUGCUCAUGCACGGACUGAAAGUGGAAACAUAGCAUUUGGCGGAAAUGGUUUGGAGGUUUUCAACAAUGAGGAUGGCUCGGUAGACGGCUUCAAAUAUGAGGGUCAGAAAGAGUGGAGAAGUAUCAAUGUAUCUCUGGGAUCGGACGCGGGAGCAAUCGUUUUCAAUGUUGGAUAA